AUGUCAGCCUCUGUUAUCAAGUCAUGGGCAGAUGCCGAAGACGAAAUUCCGACCCCAGAAAUUACCACUAACCCAGAUGGAACCAAGACAGUUGUUAGUUACAGACUUAAUGCUAAUGGACAGAAAGUUAAAAUAACCCAAAAGAUCAAAGAAGUUAAGGUGAAAGAAAAAGUCCAUCCAUUAAUUGCACAACGUAAGAACUGGGCAAAGUAUGGUAAAGAAAAAAAUACACCACCAGGACCAGAUACAAGAACCACUCAAUUAGGUGAAAAAGUCGAAUUGAAAUUGGGUACAUCAUGGAAAGAAAUUGAAAAACAAGAAGAAGAAUCGAAAGAAGAACAAAAGGCACAAUUGGUUUCUACGCAAAGAAUCAAAUGUAGAACUUGUGGUGGUGAUCAUUUCACCUCUAAGUGUCCAUUUAAAGACACUCUUAUUAGUGAUUCUACUGACGCUUCAAAUGCUGCUACUCCAGAACCAGCUGAUGACGGUAUGAAUGCACCAGGCAAGUAUGUUCCAAGACACUUAAGAAAGGAUGCCAAUGGUAACAUGCCAGCCAAGGAUUUGAAGGAUAGAGACGACUCUACAACUUUGAAGAUCUCACAAUUGAACAGUAUUGUUGACGAAGAUAUGUUGAGAAAUGAAUUACUUGGUAGAUACGGUCCAUUCCAAAGAGCUAUUGUGGUCAGAAAUAGAGAAACCGGUGAAUCAAGAGGUUUUGCUUACGUUACAUUUGCUACUGAAUCUAAGGCCGAGGAAGCUUUGAACGACUUGAACGGAAAGGGUUACCACUCUUUAAUUUUACACUUAGAAUGGUCCAAAAAGAGAAAAUAA
This is a messenger RNA of Debaryomyces hansenii CBS767, 831 nucleotides long. RefSeq names its product translation initiation factor eIF3 subunit g (gene TIF35). Gene Ontology annotation, molecular function: translation initiation factor activity; RNA binding. Gene Ontology annotation, cellular component: eukaryotic translation initiation factor 3 complex; cytoplasm. The record is from RefSeq and is a predicted model, not a curated record. The transcript has a single exon. Bases 1 to 831 code for a protein of 276 amino acids. NCBI's taxonomy places the organism in Eukaryota, Fungi, Ascomycota, Pichiomycetes, Serinales, Debaryomycetaceae.